AUGGCAUUGGAACAAGCUAUCCAAGUCUCACAACCAGUGCUCUACCUUGCUCUGUCCGGGAUUGCAUUCGCCAUCUCUUUGCAUGCACCAAAGCAGGGACAACGCCUAGCACUACUGCCGUUGAUUCUAAUCCCCGCUUUCCUCUCCUUGUCUGCGGCACUCCAUGUGCCAUUUGCCCCUGGUGUCUCACUUGUCUGGGCUCAAGCAUUAACAGGAUAUAUCCUGCACACCAUAUCAACCUUACAUCUCGAGGGGAUAUCACCACCUUGCUCGGGUUCGGCAACGCCUGGAUCGAGCACAUUCUUCAACUUUGACUUCGGUUACUUCCGCCGAAUUUGGCUGAAUCCACGUUUGAUACGUACGCAUCCAAACCAGGCCUCACAGGAGCGGCCGAAGCAGUCUCGUGGGGUAUUCCUUGUCUUACAACUCUCCAAGCUGCUCACAUACUACAUCAUCCAAACAAAAAUCUCCCCUGCGUUAUAUGACGAAGUUGUCAUUGACAUCCUACCCGAUGAUGUUGCUCCAUAUCAACAAUCUCUCUUGCGACCCUUGAAUGGGUUCACGGCGCGAGAGUGCUUGAACGUGACAUUCGUCACCUUCUCAUCUUUCUGGACGACGUUCGUAUAUCUCGAUGGGACGAAUGCCCUGAUGGGCGCACUUUUUGUCAUGAUCGGCCUGGAUGAUCCAGAGGACUGGCCACCACUUUUUGGACACCUCUCCCAGGCAGUCGGGCUGCGAAAUUUCUGGUCAAGGUUCUGGCACACGCUCCCCAUGAAGCCUUACAGAAGCAUUGGGGAAUACGUCAGUCUUCGGAUAGUUAGGCGCUCGCCUCGGUCGUUCGCCCACAAGUCGAUCAUUGCCUUGGUUGCAUUUGGGCUUUCGGGCGCCGCCCACGCUUUGAUAGACUGGCAACGUGGUAGCCCUGACUGGCAUUUGAAUAUUUAUUGGUUUCAGCUCAACUUUAUCGGUUGCAUGGGCGAGUCCCUCUUUGUCAAGAUGCUUCGCCAGUUAGCACGGAGAGCUGGUCGAGAGCAUGAUCUUCGGACAAUGGAGGAAAGCUGGCUUGGCAGUCUUGUUGGGUACGUCUGGGUUUGCGUCUUCUUCUGCUGGACAGUGCCAAUGUGGCGUUUUCCCGAAAUUCACCGGCAAUCUUUGGCGUUUCAAAGUAUGAGGCAGCUCCUGUCGAACAUGCAAAUAGUUCAACAUUAG
Messenger RNA from Penicillium mononematosum, 1209 nucleotides. RefSeq names its product wax synthase family protein. The coding region runs from base 1 to 1209 and encodes 402 amino acids. The record is from RefSeq and is a predicted model, not a curated record. The transcript has a single exon. Gene Ontology annotation, biological process: lipid metabolic process. NCBI's taxonomy places the organism in Eukaryota, Fungi, Ascomycota, Eurotiomycetes, Eurotiales, Aspergillaceae.